Phyllotreta striolata is the source of this 2171-nucleotide messenger RNA. The record is from the annotation of a GenBank genome assembly. Lineage: Eukaryota; Metazoa; Arthropoda; Insecta; Coleoptera; Chrysomelidae.
GUCAGUCAGAAUUCAGAACUGUCAUUACCAAUCGAAGACGAAUUACAAUGAUAUUUUCUACAUUAUAAUUUAUUUAUGAAAUUAAUUUAAUUUGAAUUUACUGCAUUUUUCAAUUCAAAUUUACCCAUACUAGUUACAAAGAAGCCCUUACAAGUCAACAACAUGUUCCAAUUCGGCUUCAACAUGUUCCCGGACAUCCCGAGGCCCUUCAACAUGACCUACAAAUGUUACUCAGUGGCCAUGUUUCCGGGAAACGAAAGACAGGAUGUCGAACGUGGAGGAAAAAUAAUCAUGCCACCCUCUGCACUGGAACAGCUCACUCGAUUAAACAUCAACUACCCCAUGUUAUUUAAACUAGUCAAUAAGAAGACGAGUCGCACGACUCAUUGCGGCGUGUUGGAAUUCGUGGCGGACGAAGGAAAAGUCUACCUUCCGUUAUGGAUGAUGCACAAUUUGGUACUAACCGAAGGCGAUUUGGUUCAAAUGGAAAGCGUCUCGUUGCCGGUGGGCACCUUUUCCAAAUUCCAACCGUUGAACCCGGAUUUCCUCGACAUAACCAACCCGAAGGCCGUGCUGGAGAAUUGCCUGCGGUCCUUUGCUUGUCUGACGACCGGCGACGUGAUAGCCGUGCGGUACAAUCAAAAGGCGUACGAAUUGUGCGUGCUGGAAACGAAACCCGGCAACGCCAUCAGUAUAAUCGAAUGCGAUAUGAACGUGGAAUUCGCCGCUCCCGUGGGCUACAAGGAACCCGAGCAUGCGAAGAAAGAAGAGGAAAUGUCGGUGGAUCCCGCCGACUUGAUGCCGGAACCGUCGGGAUUCGUGGCUUUCAGAGGGGCCGGUAACCGAUUGGACGGGAAAAAACGCAAAGAUUCUUCGUCUAACGACGCUCCUUCGGUUAAACCGGCUUACGUCCGGGGAAUUCCCGAUUACGAUUAUCAAAUCGGCACGCUGGACUUCAUCAGGCGUACGGUGAUGAAGCCGAAGGAGAAGGAUAGUAGCGAUGAUGGGGAUGAUUUUAAGGCUUUCAGCGUGGCCACCGGUUAUUAUGUCUAUAAGGAGUUCAAAGAGAGUAAAAAGGGUAAAAACCCGCCGUACGUGUACAUACCGUCGGUGCAGGCGGCCUCUUCCUUCGAAGGCGCCCCGCUGUCAGGCAGACGGACAAAAUUCAAUUUCAUAGCCGACGUGGUCGAGACCUCCGCCCCGGCCGUCGUCUACAUAGAAAUCAAGGACCACCGGAGGGUGGACUUCUUCACCGGCCGCCCCACCACCAUAUCCAACGGCUCCGGUUUCAUCAUCGACUCCAACGGUCUGAUACUCACCAACGCCCACGUAGUCACCAACAAAACCAACGCCAAGGUCGAGGUGAAGCUGAUCGACGGCUCCAUAUACCAAGGCCAAGUGGAGGACAUCGAUUUGAAAAGCGACUUGGCCACUGUAAGGAUACCGGCCAAGAAACUACCCGUCAUGAAGCUCGGCAACUCCUCGGAUCUCAAACCGGGCGAAUUCGUAGUAGCCAUCGGUAGUCCCCUAGCGUUGAGUAACACAGUCACCAGCGGCGUGGUGAGUUCCACGCACAGAGGAUCCGCCGAAUUGGGUCUGAUGGGCAAAGACAUGGUGUACAUCCAAACGGACGCCGCCAUCACCUUCGGCAAUUCGGGCGGGCCGCUGGUCAAUCUCGACGGCGAGGCGAUCGGCGUCAAUAGCAUGAAAGUCACGGCCGGCAUCUCCUUCGCCAUACCCAUCGACUACGUCAAGGCGUUCCUCAAAUCGGCCACCGGCCCCAAGAAGACCAACAACCAGAAGCGCAUGUACCUCGGCAUCACCAUGUUGACGCUGACGCCGCAGAUCAUCUUCGAAUUGCAGCAGCGGAACCACGACGUGCCCAGGGACAUCGAUCGCGGCGUGCUCGUCUGGAAGGUCAUCUACGGAUCGCCGGCGCAUUUGGGCGGUUUGUUACCGGGCGACAUCGUGACCCACAUCGACGGUAAGCAGGUGCAACAUUCGAACGACGUGUACGGUUUCCUGGAGGGCGGCCAUUCCAAGGAGAUGAGGCUGUCGGUGAACCGGAGCGGCAGGAAAAUGGAGCUGACCAUCACCCCCGAAGAUCUUAGUUGAUAGGAAAUAUAAGUAAUCCGGUUUUAUUUUUCCGCGAAUUUAAUUAAAAAAAAAGA